This is a messenger RNA of Epinephelus moara (kelp grouper), 2129 nucleotides long. Its product is annotated as zinc finger protein 239-like. The transcript has 2 exons. The record is from RefSeq and is a predicted model, not a curated record. The coding region runs from base 143 to 1291 and encodes 382 amino acids. NCBI's taxonomy places the organism in Eukaryota, Metazoa, Chordata, Actinopteri, Perciformes, Serranidae.
GUUGAACCGGAAGCUCUAACUAGCGUCAAAUUUUCAGUUUAUGUGAACGAAUAAUGUGAAUUUUGGGUCCCCAAAGAGUUUAAUUCUUUAUUUUGAAGUGCCAAACUCCACAUUUAGCGGUAAUAUUAGCCGGUCUUCCAUCAUGUCGGGGACAAAGCUGCUCAGACUGCUGGUCAACGAGCGACUGGCAGCGGCUGCCGAGGAAAUCUUUGGACUCGUUGAGAGGACGAUAGCGGACUAUCAGGAUGAAGCUGUCCGCUUCAAGAGAGAAGUCAUCCAGCUGAGACAGCAGAUCGAGCAGCUGACCGUUUUAAAACCUGAAGUUAUGUUAUUCAGAGCAGACACUCAGUCAGCCUCAGAGAAGAUUUUGCCUUCACAACAGCCAGACCAGCUUCCCAAUGUGGAGGAGAGCAACACCCAUGAUGACUCCCAGCAGGUCAAACAGGAGCAGGUGGAUCAGUGCAUCAGUCAAGACAUGGAGGCUGAUACUUGCAACGAUUCUGAAGUCAUAUAUCCCAUAUCAGAACCAAGCACUAACUGUGAGCUGCUCCCGUCUUCCACGGCUGUGACUGUGAGUGGAAAUGAAAGCAUAGAUGACAAAUGGAAUGAAAAAGAUGAUUCGUGGUCGCCUUGUCAGAAUCAGCAGGUGCAUCAUCACAUCACCCCAGACUUGACGGAUGAUUCCUCUGACGAUGUAAAAGUCAGAAUUACGAAAUCAGAAACAGCUGCUCAGUCUGAUUGCCACCUGACCUCACCUGUCAGCAGUAUAACGGUGACAUUUACUGAUGAUGAAUGGAAUGGAAGUGACAUUGCCUUAACGGAGCAGCAGCGGGAGCAAAAGACUUGUCGUUUCUGUGGCAAGUUUUUUAACAGGGACUCUGAUCUGAUCAGACACGUUGAAAAUAUUCACAUGAGUACGAGGGCCUUUCAGUGCUCUGAAUGUGACAAAGAGUUUGCUUGUAGGAGCCAUCUGGAUGCGCAUGUAAGAAUUCACACAGGUGAAAAGCCACACAAGUGUUCUUUCUGUAGUAAAUCUUUCACUCAAAGGUCAAAUCUCAACGUCCACGUUCGGCUGCACACUGGUGAAAAGCCGUAUUUUUGCAAAGCGUGCGGCAAAAAGGUUGCCUAUAGCUCUCACCUCAAAACGUGCGGUAUGAAGGAGCUCAGAGGGAAGGACUCGUUUUGCUGUUUGGUUUGUGGUGAAGAGUUUCACACUGCUUCAAAACUGUGGGUCCACAAGAGGAUCCAUGAAGCCGGGAAACCCCACACUGUUUUCUCGCCUUUGGACUGAUCACCGGACUGAAUUGACAUUUGUUUCCAGGGUAUCUGCAGAACCUUUUAAAGGUCUCAACAUUUCUUAAAUUCAAUUUUGUAAAUACUCGGCCCUAAAAGUUAUUAAAUGAUCUUAAAUUUGAAAUUCUGAGGUUUUUAUUGCUACAAACAUUUCAUCUGAUUUUAUCCAUCUUUUUUGUCAAAAUAAAACAUCUGGAUCUGGGGAAUUUGGAGGUCGGAUUGAUGCGUUGAGCUCUUUGUCACGUUUUUUGGAGCAGUUUUGGCAGUGUAGCAUGGCGCAUUGUUCUGCUUGGGAGGCCAUUGCCAUCAAAUGGUAUCCACAUGACUGCCAAGAACCAAAAGUUUCUCAGCAGAGCAUUGCAUUGUAACAAGAUGAUCAAUGUUAUUCACUUCACCUGCCAGUGGUUUUGGUUAAAAGUUUGCUUGAAAAAGGUCAUUAAAGCAUUAGAUUUAAGUGUCCAAUACCUGAAGACACCCUGGUUUCACUUUAUUCAUUAUUUCUUAAUUUCUUAGUUAAUAUUUCUAAACAAGUUUUUAAAAAAUGAAGGUGCCGAAUCAGAGGUUUGGAGCAAAAAGACAAACAAUUACAGCCAUUUUAGAAAUUGCCUCUGUUUAAGACCUCAGCCUUUUCAGUCCACUUUUGUUGAGAUCUCUGAGCACUUUAAGCCUUACCUGUUUUCAGUCCUGUUACUGCUCAUAUUUAUUUUGCACCUCUUUGUUAAUGAAAUAAACUAUUUUUCCUAUUUUGUAAUGACAAAGACCCUUUUGUGAUACUUGUAGACUAACCUAACGUGGUAGUAAACCUCUUACAAUAAAAACCAUGUAUCCAGCACAAA